UCACCUCAAUUGGCGAUUUAUUAAAUAAAUAUUAUUUAUGUAGUAUUGCUCACUUAAAGCAUACGAUAAAUACUUUAUAAGCCUUUCCGUGCUGCAAAACCAAGUAAGUGCACUGAGCAAGAGUUAAUCCAACAGUUCUGUUACUGCACACAAGCAGCAAAAACGAAACAAAAACACCGCAUCGAAACGCACGUGUGCGGGAAUAUGGAAGCAGAGAACGGCGAGGGGCAGGUGCAGGUGCACCUUAAAACCAAACAAGAACACUAUGCUGUGCCUGAUGUCCCAUAUGCCAUCGAAGGCAGCGUGUCCACCAUGGAGCUGAAUAUAUUCCUAAAUGCGCUGUUGCAGAGCAAAGGCGCCGAAGGUGUUGACUUUGAUUUUCUUGUAUUCGACGAGUAUCUGCGCGGUCGGCUGUGCGAUCAUCUGCGCGAGAAGGCCAUCAGCUUUGAGGAUGCGAUUGAUAUUGAGUAUGUCGAACGUUUUCCGGCGCCAGAGCCGCAGGAUUGCCUGCUGCACGACGAUUGGGUGUCGGCGGUAAAAGCAUGCGGCAAAUGGAUCCUGACUGGCUGCUACGACAACACCAUCAACAUUUGGACAAACAAGGGCAAGCACAAGCUAACGAUACCCGGUCAUACGGCGCCUAUCAAGGCUGUGGACUGGAUAUCAAUGGACGACGAGAACGGACGCUUUGUGUCCACCUCACAGGAUCAGACAGCCAUGCUGUGGCAGUGGAACAUUGCUUCAAAUGCCGUGGAAUGUGUGUCCGUGUGCAAGGGCCACGAACGCGGAGUCGAUAGCGUCUGUGUGAGUCCGGAUGCGCAGCGAUUUGCAACCGGCUCCUGGGAUACAAUGCUUAAAAUAUGGUCAGCUGGAUUGGAUGACACCAGCGAGGGCACCGCAAAGCGAGUCAAGGAGAGCGGCGUUAGAACGCCGAAGAUGACGCUGCAGGGCCAUCGGGAGAGCAUUUCGGCUGUACAGUGGAUGGACGCCACAACGUUGCUGACUGGCAGCUGGGACCACACGCUCAAAGUCUGGGAUCUGCAAAUGGAAGGCAUCAAGACAGAGAUAUCGACCAACAAAUCUAUAUUCGAUGCCAGCUACUCCAAAUUGAAUCGCCUGAUUGUCACCGCAUCGGCGGACAAGAAUCUGCGUCUAUAUGAUGCGCGUACAAAUCAGGGUUCUGUGGUGCGCAACACUUAUCUGGGACACAAUGCUUGGGUGCAGACAGUCAUGUGGUCGAAUACGGAGGAGUUCCUGUUUGUGUCUGGUUCAUAUGAUAACCAGAACAAACUGUGGGAUUACAGAAGCCCCAAGGCGCCGCUUUACGAUUUGCUGGGGCAUGGCGAAAAGGUUCUGGACAUCGACUGGUCGAAUCCGAAAUACAUUGUUUCUGGCGGUGCCGAUAACACUGUGCGUGUGUUUAAGUCGGGCAAAGCAACAGUAGAAAAUAUGGAAACAAAGUGAAAUGU
Messenger RNA from Drosophila novamexicana, 1469 nucleotides. Its product is annotated as ribosome biogenesis protein WDR12 homolog. Gene Ontology annotation, biological process: ribosome biogenesis. The transcript is spliced from 4 exons. The record is from RefSeq and is a predicted model, not a curated record. Gene Ontology annotation, cellular component: preribosome, large subunit precursor. NCBI's taxonomy places the organism in Eukaryota, Metazoa, Arthropoda, Insecta, Diptera, Drosophilidae. Bases 205 to 1464 code for a protein of 419 amino acids. Gene Ontology annotation, molecular function: protein binding.